GCGCGGUUCCCGGAGCGCCUCCCGGUGCCGCCCGCGGCGGGGCAUCCUCCCGGUGCGUCCCCAGGAGCGCACGGCCGAGCCAUCCCGGGCGCGCCGCCGCGGGCCGGCAGCAUGCCCCGCGGGCGAGCCUGGACGCAGGCGGAGGUCAGCCGCCUGCUGUCGCUGGUGUGGGGCUCGGGGGAGGCCGCGCUGCUCAUGGCCUCCACGUCGCGCCCCAACGAGGCGCUGUGGCGGGAGAUCUCCCGGGGGCUGGCGGCCGUCGGCUACGGGCGCACCGUGGCCCAGUGCCGCUCCAAGUGGAAGGCGCUCAAGCAGGCUUUCCACUCGGAGCGGGAGACGCGCCGCAGGGCAGGACAGCACUCGGCCCUGCUGCCCCCGCACUACAGAGCCAUGAAGAUCAUCUGGAAGGCGGCGGGGCGGCCCGUGUUUGGCGAACGGAGGAUGCAAGACGUGGCGCAGCUGCCCUCCAGAAGGCGCCGGCCGACCCUUGCCACACGUUCUCCAUCCUCACCAGAGCCACCAGAGCACGGCGUUGGCGGGGACGCCCCCAGCACGCUGCUAUCACCGAUGCUGCAGCGUGUCAAGGACGAGCCAGAGAGCCCCACUGGUGAGGAACACAUUGCUGGAGUGCCACCCACAGCCCCUGCCAUGCCACACACCGGUUGCUGCUUCUCUCCCGUCUCCCUCCUGGGCUGUCCCACUGACUUGAAGCAGGAAGGAAGUGAGGGAAAGGCCAGUUUUCCUGGUGAGACGUCCCUGGAGAUGGGAAGAGGAAACCCAGUGCUGCCGCUGGCUGCUGCAGCCACAGGCUCCCAUGGGACAGCAGCCACGAGUGAGCAGCCAGCAGCAGGUGAAGAUGCAUCAGACACAAGCCUGCAGGGGUCUAGCGUGGCAGGCUUGCUCCAGAAUGUCCAGCAGCAGCUGGUGCAGAUCCUGCAGACAUCACGGCAGCAGCAGGCACUACUGGAGAGCCUGGCCAGAGACACCAUCUCCCACCUCCACCUCCUCUCCCACAGCCUCGUGCAGGUGGGCGAGACCCUGCAGCUCCUGCUCCGGCCACAGACCCAUCCUGGCCCCCUUGGCCACUGUGUCCCCCACAUGCCCUUUUUUGAGGGUGGCUCCGGAGUGUUCUGCUCCCUCUGUGCUCCCCACACUUCCCCAGAUCACAAAGAGGAACCUUAGCUGUCCCCUGAUGCCAGGUGCAUCCCCCCCUGAGUGCCACCAUCACUGGCCCCAGGAGCAACAGUUUUGCUACAGAGCCAUGGCACAAAUCUUUAUAUCAGAGGUUCCAGAUAUUUUGAAAGUUUAUACUAGAGAAACAUUUAAUAAAAUUAAAAAUAGCUUU
Camarhynchus parvulus is the source of this 1345-nucleotide messenger RNA. RefSeq lists its product as uncharacterized. Bases 112 to 1182 code for a protein of 356 amino acids. Lineage: Eukaryota; Metazoa; Chordata; Aves; Passeriformes; Thraupidae. The record is from RefSeq and is a predicted model, not a curated record. The transcript is spliced from 8 exons.